This is a messenger RNA of Ilex paraguariensis (yerba mate), 4326 nucleotides long. Lineage: Eukaryota; Viridiplantae; Streptophyta; Magnoliopsida; Aquifoliales; Aquifoliaceae. The record is from the annotation of a GenBank genome assembly.
AUGGCCUCUCAGAACAGAUCACCAUUGUUCUGCAUCCAAAUUCUCUGCUCAAUCUUUCACCUUCUAUUCUUCAAAACUCACCAAGUUUUCGCUCAAACCUCUCCUGUUUUCGCCUGUGAUGCCGAUAGUAAUCCCGGGUUGGCGAAUUUUACGUUCUGCGAUCCGUCGUCGGACGUGAACACUAGAGUGGAUGAUCUGGUGAAGAGGCUGACAUUGCAGGAGAAAAUUGGGUUCUUGGUGAGUGGUGCAGGGGAAGUGAGUAGGCUUGGAAUUCCAAAGUAUGAGUGGUGGUCUGAGGCUUUACAUGGAGUCUCUUACGACGGUCUAGGGACUCAUUUCUCCGGUGUCGUUCCGGGAGCUACUAGCUUCCCUCAGGUUAUUCUCGCGGCGGCUUCUUUCAAUGUUACUCUGUUUGAAGCCAUCGGAAAGGUGGUCUCAACUGAAGCCAGAGCAAUGUACAAUGUGGGUUUGACUGGGUUGACAUUUUGGUCCCCAAAUGUGAACAUAUUCAGAGACCCCAGAUGGGGAAGAGGCCAAGAAACUCCAGGAGAAGAUCCUCUGCUUUCAAGUAAAUAUGGAUCAGCAUACGUAAGAGGCCUUCAACAAAGAGAUGAUGGUGACAAAGAUAGGCUUAAGGUUGCUGCUUGUUGUAAACACUACACUGCCUAUGAUGUGGAUAAUUGGAAAGGAACUGACAGAUACCAUUUCAAUGCCGUGGUGACACAGCAAGAUCUGGAUGAUACAUAUCAACCCCCAUUCAAGAGCUGUGUUGUUGAUGGAAAUGUCGCCAGUGUCAUGUGUUCCUACAACCAAGUCAAUGGCAAGCCAACCUGUGGUGAUCCAGACCUCCUAACUGGGGUGAUUCGAGGCGAAUGGAAAUUAAGGGGAUACAUAGUUUCUGACUGUGAUUCAUUAAACGAGAUGUACAAUUCACAACACUACACCAAAACACCAGAGGAGACUGCAGCCACAGCUAUAUUGGCAGGGUUGGACCUCAACUGUGGAUCUUUCCUCGCCAAGAACACUGAAACUGCAGUAAAAGGGGGACUGGUAAAUGAAUCUGACAUUGACAGAGCUAUCUCGAACAAUUUUGCAACGUUGAUGAGACUUGGAUUCUUCGAUGGUGACCCGAGCAAUCAACUGUAUGGAAAACUUGGUCCAAACGACGUGUGCACCCCGAAAAACCAAGAGCUGGCCCGAGAGACCGCAAGACAAGGGAUAGUGUUGCUCAAGAACACUGCAGGAUCGCUUCCACUGUCUCCAAAUGCCAUCAAGUCCUUGGCAGUAAUUGGACCUAAUGCAAAGGCUACAAAAACCAUGAUUGGCAACUAUGAAGGCAAUCCAUGCCAAUACACAACUCCUUUGCAAGGCCUAACAGCCUCAGUUGCGACGGUGUAUCAGCCGGGCUGCGCCAAUGUGGCCUGCAGCAGUGUCCAAGCCGAUGACGCCAAGAACAUAGCAGCCUUGGCAGAUGCCGUAGUUCUCGUAAUGGGUGCUGAUCAAAGUAUCGAGGCAGAGACCCUCGACCGGGCCGGUAUUACUCUUCCGGGCCAGCAGUCAAUUUUAGUAUCAGAGGUUGCAAAUGUUUCCAAAGGACCAGUGAUUCUUGUUGUAAUGUCUGGUGGUGGCAUGGAUGUACAAUUUGCCAAAGAUGAUCCGAAAAUAACGAGCAUUUUAUGGGUCGGGUACCCGGGCGAAGCUGGUGGAGCUGCAAUAGCUGAUGUGAUCUUUGGGUUUCAUAAUCCAGGUGGGAGAUUACCCAUGACAUGGUAUCCACAGUCCUAUGCAGACAAUGUCCCCAUGACAAACAUGAACAUGAGACCAGACCCUGCCACGGGCUACCCGGGCCGAACUUAUCGGUUCUACACCGGGCCAACCGUGUACACAUUCGGCGAUGGACUAAGCUACUCCCAAUUCAACCAUCACCUAGUUCAAGCACCCGAGCUCAUCUCAAUCCCCCUCGAGGAAGGUGACGUUUGUCGCUCAUUAACUUGCAAAUCCAUCGACGUUGAUCAUAGCUGCAACAACCUAGCUGUUAACAUUUACGUGAGAGUCCAAAACAUGGGAAAAAUGCGCGGAAGCGAUACGAUUUUCUUGUUUUUUAGUCCCCCAUCUGUGCACCAUGCACCUCAGAAGCAAUUGUUGGGGUUUGAAAAGGUGUUUUUGACACCACAAGAAGAAGGGAUAGUUGGGUUCAGUGUUGAUGUUUGCGAGCAUUUGAGUGUGGUUGAUGAGGUUGGGAACAGAAAAGUUGCCUUGGGAGAGCAUAUCCUUCAUGUUGGAAAUAAGCCCAGACCCAUAUCCAUCAAAAGAUUCAAAACCAAGAUUGAGAUAAUACCCACAUCACAACCUCAUCCUCUCCAAAUGAGUCUCUCUCUCACUCUCACCACUCCCUCUCCCACCUUCUCAACCCCCUCCCUCCUCUCUCUCUCCGCCAACCAUACCUUGCGAUCCCUCAAACCCAUCCGCGCCGCCCAACAAAUAUCCGCCGACUCACCACCAUCGGAGUCCUUCCAAACCCUGCCCAAAACCACCGGGGUCAUCAUCGUCGGCGCAGGUCUCGCCGGCUUAGCCGCCGCAACACGGCUCAAAUCCGACAACAUUCCGUUCCUCCUCCUAGAAGCCUCCGACGCCGUCGGCGGCAGAGUCCGAACUGACUUCGUCGACGGCUUCACUUUCGACCGCGGCUUCCAAAUCUUCAUCACGGCUUAUCCCGAAGCUCAAAGGAUCCUCGAUUAUAACGCCUUAGACCUCCGGAGAUUCUACUCCGGGGCACAGGUUUAUUACGAUGGAAGCUUCCAUACCGUAGCCGACCCCUUACGCCAUUUUUGGGACUCAGUUCAAAGCCUCACCAAUCCAAUUGGUACGAUUCUUGACAAAUUACUCAUCGCACUGACUAGAAUUAGGGUUUUGACUCAAUCUGACGAUGAAAUCUUGAGUGGGAAAGAAAUUCCCACCAUUGAUUUGAUGAGACAAAUCGGGUUUUCGGAAUCGAUUUUGGAUCGGUUCUUUCGUCCAUUUUUCGGGGGGAUUUUCUUCGAUAGAGAACUUGAAACGACUUCGAGGCUGUUCGAUUUUAUAUUCAAAUGUCUCGCUCUUGGUGAUAAUACACUUCCGUUGAAAGGAAUUUCAGCGAUUCCUGAGCAAAUUGCAUCGAAACUGCCGGCGAAUUCGAUUAGCUUGAAUUCGAGAGUUGUUUCGAUCGAUUUUGAAUCGGAUUCAAUGGCAAAUGUGAGGUUGGGAAAUGGUGAAGUAUUGAGGAGUGAGCUUGGAGUCAUUGUGGCAGUUGAAGAACCUGAGGCAGUUAUGCUUUUGGAAGGAAAAUUGGAGGGAAAACCGGUUCCGAUGAAAAAACCGGUUCGGAGUACAGUUUGUUUGUAUUUCUCUACGGACCGGAGUCAAGUACCGGUUAAGGACCCGGUUUUGUUCUUGAAUGGGUCUGCCAAAGGUAUAGUGAAUAAUAUGUUCUUUUCUACAAAUGUGGUACCCGAGUACGGCCCGCCUGGUAAGGCUCUGGUGUCAGUUUCACUUAUCGGGUUGUUUGAUGAUGUGUCGGAUGAGGAUUUGAGGGAUGGUGUGUUUAGGGAGCUUUCGGGUUGGUUUGGGGGGUCGGUGGUGGAGUCAUGGACACAUUUGAGGACGUACAGGAUCGGGUUUGCACAGCCAAACCAAAGCCCACCCACGAAUUUGAUGAAAGAUCCAAGUUUAAGGCCGGGUUUGUACUUGUGUGGUGAUUACUUGACUAGUGCUACAUUUGAUGGGGCUUUGGUUUCAGGGAGGAGAGCAGCUGAGGCUUUAUUGAAAGAUAGGGCCUUAGUUCAAGUUUAAUUCCCCAAAAUGUAGUUUUACCAUGGCUAUGUGCGUACGCAUGAGUAUGUUGUCAACACGUUUUUUUGUUCAAAAGAAAAGAGUUAUUAUCCAAUUUGAUCUGUUAAUAAUCGGUUUGAUUUGGUGGAUGGUGCUUCUUUAUUAUUGUACCUGACUUCAAAAAGUGUAAUCGGCAAUGCAACCCCGAGUUCAAAGGAUAGUUUGUGUAUUUUUUGAUGUAUCAUAAGGAAAAAGUCCAAGGCAGUUUGUGGAUGAUUGUGCAUAUCUUGAGUUUACGUAGCAUUUUGCCAGUUCAAAGAAUACGUGAUUGAGAUGGUUUUCAGUCAUCUAAAAAUGGUUUAGGACUUAAAAAUUUAGUGUUUAUUCUAUUGACUCAUGUCAACAGGGUGGUCUACAUAUGAAGAUAAAGGAACAGAAACUAGAAGAAGAGAACAACCAAAACAAGGCACAUGACAGAGCAAGGAGAACUGCCAAUGCACUCGGAUCCUCAUUGCUUGG